AUGUGGAUCAGUGCUGCCGUAGAUGUGCCGGACCCUUGGAAUGACGUCCAAUCACUCGUGUUUGAGCAUUUUUUCGCAAUUAAACCUUACGGUCUGACCCCUGAUGAUGAAACGGAAAUCCAGCAAAAGUUCAGCAUGAAGAGCUGCCAAGUAUAUAGUGUAUGGGUUUCCUUGAGUCAACUCAACUACUCAACUCAUCAACUCAACUUUGCAUCCUGCCCGACCCUGCCUAGUCCAACGAAAGAACGAUAUACUCUGGAGGAUGCUCAACGUUAUAUUGAAUCCUCUAGCCCUAGUCUCCCAGGUUGGCGAUUUUUCAACGUCACGGCCUCGACACUUAUCUUGCCCUUAACGAAGACAGCGAAAGUGGAUCAACGAGCCACACUGGACGAUCAUAAUUAUAGUUUUGAGCAUCGUGAUGCGAAUGAUUUCGAGGCCGCUGGCCUUGAGAACGUUGCU
Mesorhabditis belari is the source of this 459-nucleotide messenger RNA. NCBI's taxonomy places the organism in Eukaryota, Metazoa, Nematoda, Chromadorea, Rhabditida, Rhabditidae. The record is from the annotation of a GenBank genome assembly.